Stylonychia lemnae is the source of this 501-nucleotide messenger RNA. The record is from the annotation of a GenBank genome assembly. NCBI's taxonomy places the organism in Eukaryota, Ciliophora, Spirotrichea, Sporadotrichida, Oxytrichidae.
AUGACUCAAUGCGCUGCUGCUGGUAAGAUUAAUGCUAGCGUUGGAGGAAGCAAAACAUACCACUACAAACCAAUUUCCACUGAUGAUCUUGCUCUUGCAGUCUAGACUGCAUUGACUAACUUCGGUGAUGUAAAGGGGCAAAAUUAUUUAGUCAACGGGGAGCAUGAGCAUACCUUAAACGAAAUUCUUCACUUAUUGGAAAGUGCAGUUGGAAAGGGUACUGGCUAAACUAGCCUUUCAAAGUCAUUCUUGAGAUUGAAUCUUUCAGACUUCGUCGAAGAAUUCUUUACAGGUAUUACUCACGAUAAGAACUUUAGAAACUUUGCAGAGUAUUUCGACACCCACAAACCAAACCUCUUAGAAGGCAGUACUGACUUCUUCCAAAAGCAUGGACUUAAGCACACUAAAGAUCUCUCAGAUUCCUAUAAAGGAGUUAAUAUUCAUGAGGAGGACUUGGUUUUCCCAAUAUUCAGCAACUAUAAAAUGACAUCUUUAGAUUGA